GACAUCCUGUCUCCAAAGGGGAACUGGCAGCAGCUCUCCUGCCACUCCCUGUCCCCACUGCUGCAGUUUCGCUGUCCCCACACUAAUUCUACCUCAUGGCAUCAAUGGCGCUGGCCCUCAUCCUGGGUUGGUGUCUGGUGGCAGCGAGCAGAGCUCAGCGGCUGCCCCGACCCUCCCUGUCACUGCACCCAAGCCAGGGCGUGUACCUAGGGGACCCUGUCACCCUGCGGUGCCACCUGCCCCCGCCAGCUGCCCAGGUCUGGCUGAACCAGGACAGAGGUUGGACAUACACCAAAGGAAAGGACAAGGAUCAGGACGUGGUCGAGUUCUUCUUUCUUAGCACAAAACAGGGACACACAGGUGCAUAUCAGUGCCAGUACCGGAUGUCUGAGUCAGAGGAGAAAUCGGAGAAGAGUGACCCCGUGGAGCUGGUGGUGACAGAUCACAGCUUUCCACCACCUGGCAUCUCCCUUCGACCAAAGGAACAUGUGGGGACAGGAACCAAUGUCACCAUCCACUGCUGGAACAAGGACUAUGGGGCCUCCUUCCUCCUGCACAAGGAUGGGCGCUCAGCCCCUAUCCAACGCCAGAAUCCAGAUGCUGGGGGCACGGCCAACUUCAUCCUCCUUGGGGUGACCCCAGCUGAUGCUGGUACCUACAGAUGCUCCUACUACCCCAAAGACUACCCCUUUGUUUCCUCACGUCUUGGGAGCAGCGUGACACUGGAGGUGACACCCACACCCGCAACCCCAGGUACUGAGGAGCGGUCCAGUGUGAGUCUAGUGAUAGCACUGCUGAGGGUCAUGGUCGCUGCACUUGUCUUCGGCCUUGGAGUCUUCUUUGUCAUUGAUGGCCGCAGCCUCUGGAUACAGAGAGAUGAGAGCUGUGGUGAGGAAGGGGUUAAAUGUCUCCCACCCCCUAUAGAUCCCCCCAGUGUCCCCUGCCCGCCCUUCUAUCCCAUAUCGAUCCUCCCAGGUGUACCUUCCUGCCCCUUGAUCCCCUAUAGAUACCCUCUAGGGCUCUUCGUAUGUGACCCAAGGCCCCUCCAUAACCCCAGUCUUCCCCACUCCACCGUAUGACACAGUUGCCCCUCAUAAUGCCUGACACCGUGCAGUUCCAGGUCAUUGUCUGGGUCAGGGGACCCAAAUCGCAACCUGCCCCUUGGGGC
This is a messenger RNA of Numida meleagris (helmeted guineafowl), 1168 nucleotides long. RefSeq names its product T-cell-interacting, activating receptor on myeloid cells protein 1-like. NCBI's taxonomy places the organism in Eukaryota, Metazoa, Chordata, Aves, Galliformes, Numididae. The coding region runs from base 96 to 1079 and encodes 327 amino acids. The transcript is spliced from 5 exons. The record is from RefSeq and is a predicted model, not a curated record.